Mauremys reevesii (Reeves's turtle) is the source of this 1488-nucleotide messenger RNA. It is a transcript of the gene XBP1, whose product is annotated as X-box binding protein 1. Lineage: Eukaryota; Metazoa; Chordata; Testudines; Geoemydidae. The record is from RefSeq and is a predicted model, not a curated record. Gene Ontology annotation, molecular function: RNA polymerase II transcription regulatory region sequence-specific DNA binding; DNA-binding transcription factor activity, RNA polymerase II-specific. Gene Ontology annotation, cellular component: nucleus.
GCCAAUGGGGCCAAGCCACGGUGGCAGAACGCGAGGGGCGGGUGGAACGCAGCGGAGCCCAGUGUUCGGUCAGUAGAACGUUGGCAGCGCCAGGGUUCUCAGCAGCGCAGCAGCCCCGCGUCUGCCAUGGUGGCGCUACACGGUCCCGCGGCCCCGCGGCUGCUCCUCAUCCCCGGCCAAGCAGCCGAGCCCCUGGGCGCCGCGGCCGGCCGGCCCCUCGCCGUGGUGCUGCCGGCGGGGGGCCCGCGCUCCCCCAGCCCGGACCCCCAGCAGCCCGCCCGCAAGCGGCAGCGGCUCACCCACCUGAGCCCGGAGGAGAAGGCGCUGCGCAGGAAGCUGAAGAACCGCGUGGCGGCGCAGAGCGCCCGGGACAGGAAGAAGGCGCGGAUGAGCGAGCUGGAGCAGCAGGUGUUGGAGCUGGAGCAGGAGAACCAGACUCUCCUGCUAGAAAACCAGCUCCUGCGGGAGAAGACACGCGGCCUCGCAGUGCAGAACCAGGAGCUGCGCUGUCGGCUGGGGCUAGAUGCGCUGGAGACGGAGGAGGAGAGGGAGCCUAAGGUGGUUAUGGAAUCAGAGGUGGAUGAAAUCAGGAUGGUGACCGGGUCCGCUGAGCGCAGCACUCAGACUACGUGUUCCUCUGCAGCAGGUGCAGGCCCAGCAGUCACCCCUCCUGACAAUCUCCACAUGGAUUCUGGUGGCAUUGACUCUUCAGACUCUGAGUCUGAUCUGCUAUUGGGCAUUCUGGACAGCCUGGACCCAGACAUGUUCCUCCGGUAUGGUAAUUCAGAGUCAUCGUGCUUGGAAGAGCUUGAGGAAGAAAUCUGCAGAAAAGAAUCAAAUUCCUUACCAGCCUCCCCCACUCCCUCUAUGGGGUCCUCAUCAGCAAAGUUGGAGGCCAUUAAUGAACUGAUCCGGUUUGACCAUGUGUACACCAAGCCCCUAAUCUUUGAGAUCCCUGCUAAAAUGGGCAGCCAAGCUGAUAUGCUAAUGAAAAUUGAGGAAGCAUCUCUCUCUCCCUCAGAAGACAAGAACCUCCCUGAGUCCCCAGUCUCAGUGAAAGAGGAACCUAUAGACAACUUUUUGCCUGAGCUGGGUAUCUCAAACCUGCUCUCAUCUGAUCACAGCCUUGAGACCUCUUGCUGUCCAUUGGAUGCAUGUAGUGAUUCUGGAUAUGAAGGAUCCCCUUCUCCCUUCAGUGAUCUGCCCUCUCCACUGAGCACAGACCAUUCUUGGGCAGAUACUUUUGCCAAUGAACUUUUUCCCCAGUUGAUCAGUGUCUGAUUUAUUCAUUAGUGUUGCAUCUCUUCUGUGGAGCAACACUGUACAAUCUAUGCAAGGUAGCAGGAACCAUCUCCCCUUUUUCUUAAGCCAGAAGUAAAGUAGAUGGCUAUUUCUUAAAGAACAUUGCUUUUUAAAGUGUUUUCACCAAACCAAGUAUUGCUAAUUUGUGCCCAUCUCAGACUCAGAAUAAAACUGGGUAGAAUGGUA